Molecule: messenger RNA, 1749 nt
Organism: Cucurbitaria berberidis CBS 394.84
Lineage: Eukaryota; Fungi; Ascomycota; Dothideomycetes; Pleosporales; Cucurbitariaceae
Exons: 4
Coding region: 1-1749 (582 amino acids)
Source: RefSeq, a predicted model, not a curated record
AUGACACACAUUGCCAGCUGCAUGCGGCCCGACGCUGAUAAGUCUGCCGUUUAUAUAAUCCAGGAAACAUCCUCCACCAUGAGCGUAAGUGACCUCCAGACCGCUAGCGACUCCAAUGCACAAAGCAUACAACCGCUGGUGAAGAGCCCGUCUCUUGCAAGCCUUGCUACCUCCAAAUACCAACUCUGGCCCUCAGCAAAGAGUCCAACAGGACAAUCAAAACCUAGCCUUUCCUCCGACAAACUCGCUGCACUCUCGGUUGGUCGGUCUGCUACGUCCUUGAGUGACACGGCCGUUCUUCCCGAGAGCCUUCCAUUCUGGCAACGCACUGGUUCAUUAUCGAGGCGGAGGAAAGUCAGUGUACCCGAGCUUGGCAACGCUAUGACUACCGUCCAGGAACUGCCCAUUGAUUCUCCGACGAUACCAGGAAGACCACCCCUCCGCAAGCUUUCCUAUGAGGUCUUUGGCCACGAGAGGUCUUGCAGUGCUCCAGGUACAAACUGGAGAGCUGGCCCAUUCGGCGAUGCCAUGAUAGCUUGCGUCACUGGACCCUCAUUCAUUUCAACACUGCAGGAUCAUCCACCUCUCGCUUCUGAGGUGCUCACUGUUCCUGGAAAACCGUUGCCUCCAACUCUUGGUCCUAGUACAAGUCUAAAGCCACCACUGAAGCUGGAGACGGCGAAUUUCCAACAUGACCUCGAGCUGCCGCCACAAGUACCUCCAAAGUCUCCUGCCACGGAACAACGGAGCUUACCAGCCUCUGCCACCGUCAAAUCAAAGUCUAGCAGAACACAACUCAUGACACCAGCAUCCAUGACUCCAGGUGGAGGCACCCCUCUAAGUGCAGUCGACCUCAGACGAUCGCCGAAUGGAUCCAUUCCUCUUUCUACGCCCCCUUCAGCAUUCCCCAACCCCUUCUACGCAUCAUCACCGUCAUCGAAUCGAGGAUCGCCACGAACUGACAAGCGAGAUCCUAUCGCUACACACGUUAGCUCUCACAACAGAAACAUGUCCGAGUCGUCUAUCAUGGAUAGAGGCCGACCGCAACGACGAACUAGUAAGAGGCAAAGAAGCCGAACAGUCUCAGAGGCGGAAACCCCUGAAAACGCAACACCUGAUACUUGGACGCUACCCCAGGGCAUGCGCGUGCCUGAGGCAUCGAGACGCAUGAGUGACGCCGACAAGAAGCUGCUCUACAAACAAGCAUAUGAUCAGGCUGGCAACUUUGAAGUGCUGAACAAGCGUGACGUGGCUUCCUUGUCAAGAGAAUUGAGAGCACUUGAUGAGCGUUGCGACUAUCUUCGCAAAACAUACAAAUCUCUGCGCGCAGGUCGGCAGAAGCUCCAUGGUCGCAUGAUAUCUUACCUCAGGCGCGGUGAGAUGGUCAUCUUCUCCCGCGAAUCCCUUCUGAAGCAGGAAGAAGCCCUAGCCGAGUUGGACAUCUCCAUCGAUGAGUUUAUUCUCAAACUUGAGCAGGCUGAGAACCGCCGCCUGCGUCUUCGGCAGAAAUUACUAGAGCACGUUGCUGCAGCCAUUGUGCUCAACCCCACCGCUCGCGAUGACAACGCAGAUACCACACCACCACGAAGUCCUGUCAAGAUCGAGAGUCCGCUAAAGGUUAACAGCCCUGCUCAGAAUGGCCGAAGGGAGACGACCGAGUCAAUCAAGAUCUACGCCGACGGUCACGUUCUCAAUCUCUUCUCUGACAUCGAAAUGGCCAUUGGAAAAAUGUGCGAGCAGACCUGCUAA